AUGGCGCGGAAAACCAUCGCAUGCGCUUCUUGCCGCCGGCAGAAGAUCAAAUGUAUCCACGAGGGUCUUCCACCCUGUCGUAGUUGUUCCAAAAAAGGCCGCAUCGAACCGGGCCAGUGCGUUCUGACGAGCCCAAUCCUUUCGCAGCCUUCACGUUGCCCACCGCCCAGCACUUCUCAGCGAACGAAUCUUCCAUCCGUAUCCGGUGAUAGCCAUGCCGCUGUUGGGACCGGAACAACUCCUGUCAGACAGCGCGCAAAUGCCCAGCGUCAUGCAUCAGAUUCGAACGAUGUUCUAUUUCAACGAGAUGGCACGGAACUGAUACGCGCAUGCCUGGUCUUCAAACGAAAGUUUCCAGAGCUACGAUUCCUCCAUUUACCCACCAUCUCAAAGUCGCUUCGUAACCUUCAGAGCUUGAAAAGCUUAGAAUCACCGGCAUUGCAAACUUUCUUUUUAUCCAUUAUGGCUGUUCAUGCUGUUUUAGGGAAAGAUAAGGCGAGACUAUCUACAGCAGAUCAAUUUGCCACAGCAGUACGAGACCGGGUGACGGUCUUGACGCCACCGAGCUUGGUAACGGUUCAAACGCUGUUGGUACUCUCCAUGUACGAGUGGGGAGUCGGGAACCGACAGCAAGCCUGGCUGAGCAGCGGCAUGGCUAUCAGGAUGAUGCAGUCUCUACAGUCCAUGACCGCUUGUACAGAACACCAACCCGAAGAUCUGAAUGUGCACAAUCGUACCUUGUGGAGCUGCUUUAUCAUGGAUCGCUUAAUCUUCUCAGGGAUGCCUCAGCCAUAUGCGCUUUCAUGCAAUUCCCUGCGAACCUCUUGGCCUUCGUCAGAAGAAGACUUCGUGUUUGGCCUGCCCCCAGUGUCGUCACGUCAUGCCACAGCUGGGCGAAGUCUCCUCGAUGACAUGCCUGGAAACAUGGCGAACUCCUACAACGUUCUCGUUAGGGGCUUCGAUAUAUGGGCGCGCAUCCUACAGUGGGUCAUUAGUGGAGGAAGGUUCUUGCCUGAUAUGAGUCUUCCUGCAAAUUGUCCCUGGAAUCCGACGUCACCCUGGGCGUUACUAUAUCAAGAACUACAGGCAUGGAGAAGCCUUUUGGAAGAACGGAUGCUUUUCCCCAAAGUCUCCGUGGAGAGCCAUGCUGCACUCGAACAGGCCGAGCCUUUCGCCUACGUCAACCUAGUCUACUACAUCAGUCUGAUCUUCCUAAACCGCGAGUACCUCCCGUUUCUGCCAACUACGUGCGAUCGACCCUCUGGACCAAUCGAUCCUCCACUGCUUCCUCCAGAUGCACCUGUGGGAUGGUGGGAUGCGAGAGCAACUGAGCUUUUCGCGUCUGCAGGCUCUAUAACUACCAUCAUGGAGGACCUAGAUAAUGCAGGUGCUUCGCUGCACACGCCCUUCCCAAGCUUCUGUGUUUUCUCAGCAGUAACGAUGAAUAUGUACAGAUCAGCUUUCCCCUGGAUGAGCCCCGAUAAACUUCAAGACGGUCGAUCACUUGUAGAGAAGAAUCUCGUUUGGCUUGAUACGUUCCGCAAGAUAUGGCCUGUUGGAGAACGCUGGUGGCUGACGAGCCAGCGUACCAAGCAACUGUACGAUCAUGCUAGUGCGGACUUGGAGAGGUACCAAGGAAGAGCAAGGACAGAUUUCGACGCCCUAGAGGCUUCCAUGCAUGACUGUCGGCGUCGAAGGCCGUCAGUUGAUGAGUAUCGUGAUCUAAAUCCUGACGCGAGUCUCAUACGGGACAGCACUUCCACACGUCUAGAAGAGCAAGGGCUGUGCGAGACGAAUUGCAAUGGGGACAUGCCGGAGAUGACAUGGCAAUCAGAUAUGGGAUGGAGUCAAUUAUGGCCGCUAUGGGAUCAAGAAGAUAGUGGAUAUCUUGUCUACAGUGGGCUUUCGCCAAACACAGAAUGUUUGUAA
Molecule: messenger RNA, 1929 nt
Organism: Alternaria postmessia
Lineage: Eukaryota; Fungi; Ascomycota; Dothideomycetes; Pleosporales; Pleosporaceae
Exons: 4
Coding region: 1-1929 (642 amino acids)
Biological process (GO): DNA-templated transcription; regulation of DNA-templated transcription
Cellular component (GO): nucleus
Molecular function (GO): DNA-binding transcription factor activity, RNA polymerase II-specific; DNA binding; zinc ion binding
Source: RefSeq, a predicted model, not a curated record